This is a messenger RNA of Ictalurus furcatus (blue catfish), 2323 nucleotides long. RefSeq names its product solute carrier family 16 member 4 (gene slc16a4). Gene Ontology annotation, molecular function: monocarboxylic acid transmembrane transporter activity. The coding region runs from base 390 to 2075 and encodes 561 amino acids. The record is from RefSeq and is a predicted model, not a curated record. The transcript is spliced from 10 exons. Gene Ontology annotation, biological process: monocarboxylic acid transport; transmembrane transport. Lineage: Eukaryota; Metazoa; Chordata; Actinopteri; Siluriformes; Ictaluridae.
AAGAUGACUGCUAAAUUACCUGCAUGCUAGUGCAGUCUUGGUUUAGCUUGACUAACUGCAUAUCAGCUAGAUAUUUUGCAACACAUCAGCUGCAUAGUGCUACAACAAGAAAGGGGGUAGAACUUAAAAGGAGUCUGGGGUAUACUAAUUUUAGAAUUUGUAUUUCAAAUCUUUAAAAAAAAAAAAAAAAAAGCUAAAAAGGCAAUCAGAAUUGACAGUCCUGUUUUGGUAAUUCUAGCAAAGAGAUUCAUACUGCAAGUGGAUGGUCUAGAAGUAGAUCUAACAGGAAUAUAAGACCAAGGCUUUCCAGCUAAGUCUAUCUUGAGGAUGACACCAAGCAAAUAGGUUCUGCAAAGUUUCUUCAUUUCUCCCACAUCAAAUCAUCAAAUAUGCUGCCUAAAGAAAACAGCAGUGAGGGUAAAGCAGCCAAACUUAUGCAGUAUGAGAAGAAAAUCAGAGCUGCCAAGAAAGAAGAGACGCUGCACUAUGUGGAGCCACCAGAUGGAGGAUGGGGCUGGAUGGUGGUUCUGCACUGCUUCCUGGUGAACGUGCUAGUGAUGGGGACCUUGAAGACUUUUGGGAUCUUCUUCGUGGUGCUGCAGGACGAGUUUGGUGGCUCGUCUGAGAGCAUCAGCUGGAUCGGCUCCAUCAUGUCCAGCAUCAGACUCUCAGGAGGUCCUCUGGCAUCUGUAGCCUGUGCUAAGCUGGGGAACAGAGUCACUUCCAUCAUGGGAGCCCUACUGGUUACCGCAGGCUUUCUCAUCAGCAUUUUCGCUAACAGUCUCAUCUACUUGUACAUCAGCAUGGGGCUGGUGGUGGGUCUUGGCUUUGCACUGCUGUACCAAGCCUCAUCUGUUGUGACUGCAACUUAUUUCCGUAAGAGGUUAGCCACGGCAUACUCCAUUGGCCGCUCUGGCAUGGGCUUGACCUUUGCGCUGGCACCCUUCACACAGCUGCUUCUGGAUCAAUAUGCAUGGCAGGGAGCUCUGUUGAUUUUGGGUGGUCUGAUGUUGAACCUGGUGGCUUCUGCAAUGCUGCUGCGGCCCAUCCAAAUGCAGCCUGCUGCCUGCCCUCUGCCUUCUUCCCCCAGCCUCAGCAGAGAUCUGCCUGCUUCUCUGACACAAACGGAGAAGGAACCUCUUGAGAACAGUCAAAAAGCGACUCCAGCCAUGUCUAAUAGCAUCACCAAAACAGGAGCGCCUUCCUUUCCCAGGGAUACACUUACUAUUGAGAACACAUCUCUUGGUCACAGAAACCUCCAGGCUAUGGAGCUAACGAACCUGGUCCAAAAUGGUGGCAAUGAAUUGGACAAUUGCCCCAUAAAGGUUUGUCCAGAAAAGAAUGGCAAAUUGACUGCAAAUUCCUUAAUACGGGAGACGGCUGCAACCAAAAAAGCCAAAGUCUUGGACUUCUCGCUCCUAAAAAAUCCUUUCUUUUGCAUAUAUACCUGGUCGCUUGUCUUCAGUCAGUUAGCCUACUUUAUCCCCUACUUCCACCUGUCAGCAAGAGCCAGGACUUUGGGCAUUGACCCCAUGGAUGCAUCAUUUAUCAUAUCUGUGGCAGGUAUAACAGAAACUGUGGCUCAGCUAGCCUCUGGCUGGGUGACAGACAGGAACCUGGUGCAUAAGUACCAUUACCACAAGGCCUAUCUGAUCCUAUGCGGGAUCGUCAACCUGCUCUCUCCCCUCGCCACCUCCUUCAUUCAGCUCAUGAUCUACGCUGUAUUCUUUGCCAUCUUCUGUGGAGGAUACAUGGCUCUGCUCCUUCCAGUCCUGGUUGACUUGGUAGGUUCUGAAAAGGUGAACAACUCUAUGGGUUUUUCCAUGUUCUUUGUGGGACUUGGCUGUCUAACAGGUCCUCCACUGGCAGGUUUUCUGUAUGACUACACCCGAACCUACGACUGCUCCUUCUACUUGGCUGGUGUGUGUUACCUGCUCUCAUCAGUCUCUCUCUUCCUGGAGCCACUCGCACAGCACUGGCAGGCCAGAAAAAAGCAGCAGGAGCUGCUCAAUAAAGAGCUGGGGUGGAGCAGCGGCUGCUUCUGUCCAGCACCUCAGAGAAACGGGCUGGUAUAGCUACACCGCAUGGCCAUGCCACUGACCUUUUUUUUGUUUUGUCCUCCUAAAGUGGACCUGAACCUGUUAGUAGAGCACAAUGGCACCAGCCUUUUGAGGGAAGAAGGUUUUUGUGAAUGGCACAGAGUAUGACCAACUUAGUCGCAAAGUUUGAAGACACCAUCAUGGAACAUUUUAGUUUUUGUGAUCAUGGAUCACAUGAUGUGGUCUCUAAAUUCCAGCAAAAAAAAAAAAAAAAAAAAACUAAA